Molecule: messenger RNA, 2364 nt
Organism: Serinus canaria (Common canary)
Lineage: Eukaryota; Metazoa; Chordata; Aves; Passeriformes; Fringillidae
Gene: SPARCL1
Product: SPARC like 1
Exons: 7
Biological process (GO): anatomical structure development
Molecular function (GO): protein binding; extracellular matrix binding; calcium ion binding
Source: RefSeq, a predicted model, not a curated record
AUGUAUCCCUCUUUCCUGCUAGGACUGCCAGACACAUGUUGGAACUUCCACUGCAAAAGAGGCAAAGUCUGUCAUGCAGACAAACAAGGGAAACCCCAUUGCAUUUGCCAAGAUCCUGCUGCUUGCCCUCCCACCAAAGACUAUGAGCAUGUUUGUGGUACAGAUAACAAGACUUAUGAUGGCACGGGUCAACUCUUUGGCACCAAAUGUCAACUGGAAGGGACAAAAAUAGGACGCCAGCUGCACCUAGACUCCAUGGGCUCCUGCAAACAUCCCCCCCGUACUGAUUAUGAAGUGGAUCAGUUUCCCCUCUGGAUGCGAGACUGGCUUAAGAACAUCCUUAUUCAAUAUUAUGAACAUGACCUGAACAUUUCUGGGAUUCUAACUGAAAAGCAAAGGAAUAAGGUAAAAAAGAUCUAUCAGAAUGACAAGCACCUUGUGGCUGGUAACCACCCAGUUGAGCUGCUCCUGCACGACUUUGAGAAAAAUUACCACAUGUAUGUGUAUCCUGUACACUGGUAGUUUCACCAGCUUGAUCAGCACCCUGUUGACAGAUUAUUAACACAUUCGGAGUUUGCACCCUUGAGAGCCUCCCUUGUUCCCAUGAAACACUGCAUAACCCGUUUCUUCCAAGAGUGCUAUGGAGACCAGGACAAACUCAUUGCUUUGAAGGAAUGGUGCCACUGCUUUGGGAUUAAGGAAGAGGACAUAAAUGAAAAUCUCCUUUUCUGAGCCCAGCUGAACAGACUCCCACUACUGAACUAAAAUUGAUGAAUCCUGCUUACUUCUGUAAUUAACAGCUUAACAGCUUUCAAGAAAACGGUGGAAUGAGGUUCACUGAAUUCUUAUCAAACAACCCAAGUGCAGAAAAUUUCUACAUUCAUUAACAGCAGAAAAAUUUAACUACUUCAUAGCUAAAAACCAGUUUUUCCCCCCACAUGUAUCCACGAUCUUUCUGAACCAAUAAGUAUUACUAACCUAAUGACUAAGCUGUUCACAAAACUCUUCAGUAGAAUUAUAGAAUGUAGAUGUUAUCACCCACUGAAAUUGUCAGCUUAAUACGCUGCAUAGAAGUCUCAAAUAAAAUAGAAGUCUAUUGGAGAUAUGGGUUUCGUCACAACUUUGCUGAAGAAAAUUGUGUUUCUUUCACCUUUGCCCAUCUUUUGCUCUCCUCAAGAGAGAUGCAAUUUAAACCCAGGACAGGAUGAGAUUAUUCCUGAAUCCCCAUAAACUUGUGAUUUUAAGGUAAGCACUUCACUGAAAACAUUCCAGGCAUAUUCUGCUUUAAGGAAAAAGCCCCAAAUGCUAUUCUUACAAAGGAUGAUCAGCAAACACCUUUCACCUGAACCACGUCGCCUCUCCAAAGAAAAGAACAUGGGAGUCAGAAAUGCUAUUUUGGUAGUUUAAAUACCAAGCUGGUAUUUAAGUCCCCUCCCCUUCUGCUAAUUUGCUCUUGAACCAGCAAAGCCUGAUAAUCGUAGUCCAAUGCCAGGCUGAUGCCCUGGGAUACAAUGAAUUAAGCUGUGAUUAUUUUCAACAAUAGGACUUACACAAACCAGAGAUUACUUCCUAGCACUGCCAGUUUUUUUCCAUAAUCCUGACCUGUUGCUCACUUCACAUUCUGCAAUGUUACACAGCAGUGCGUAAAUAACUCAGCCUCGAUGGCAUAUACAAAAGCACAUUCUCAAUGUUAGUUCUAUUUGGAAAAGAUCCUUUCUCUGGGACUUCAAAUGUCUUGGGAGAGAAAGGAAUUUUGACAGCACUUUUCCAGCCUGGCUGCAGCCUAUUGCUUAUUUGCUCUGGUUUUUUUUAACCCACACAGAGUUGGGUGGCAAAAGCACAGCUCUCAAACUGCAAGUACACUGAGAGUACACAGCUGGCCUCAAAAGGUAAUGAUCUUCACCCACAAAUUCCCAUUUCUUCAGGAAAAAGAAUUUAUGCUGUCACUCAGUUUGCAGCUUCAGUACUCUCAGUAUUAUCACCCGAGUACUCCCCCAGCAUGCUGCUGUCAGAAUACCAACAGUGAAAAAACAAACAACAAAUAUUCUUUUCAUAACACAUUUCCACUACCAAGCCUGUCAAUCUUCUAAGGAUUAGCAGCAGUUGUUACAAAAAAGCCCUGCAGGUUUCAUCAGCUGAGAAGUAAAUUAAUAACCCAAAACAUCUGAAGAAGUGAUGAUUCAUGACAUUUUGUGGUUUUCUGAUGCAAGACAGAGUAUUAAAAACUGUAUACAAAAACUGCAGAUCCACAUCCCCUGACUCUCUAAGAAGAGCCUGCUCUUAUGGAUCAUGCUUUCAAAACCAAACUACACUGCUUGGAAUCUACUCUGCAUAAUGCAGCACAUCACAGACGAAAACAGACGG